Molecule: messenger RNA, 1238 nt
Organism: Lolium perenne
Lineage: Eukaryota; Viridiplantae; Streptophyta; Magnoliopsida; Poales; Poaceae
Source: RefSeq, a predicted model, not a curated record
GACAAAGCUGUCAUCAGUUGCUACUGCCUGUAAGUGAUUUAUUUAUGUAAUUAAGUCUGUAGCUCAGCGCUCAUUCAUUUGCACUAACAAUUAUCCUCACUAUAUUCUUUGUGUAUGCUAUAUAUUUAAUUAUGCAGAAUGAAGAAGCUCGAAUGCAAAAGAGGCAAGCUCCUACCGCUGGGGUUCAUGGACCCAGACACAGUUCAUGAAGUUACGGUUCGAGACUUCGCCAAGGACACAGAGGACAACAUGGUAAUGUUUUUAGUGAAGCAAGCAAACAAAGAGGAAAUAUUCUUUCCCUACAACUUCAAAUUCCACUUUAUUCUCCUUAUCAUUGAUCUUCACAAAGGAGUUGUAAAGGUCAUGGACUCGAAACGUAAAGAAUAUGCGGAAUGGGCGGACAUGGCUGUCAUCCUUCAGAGGGCUUGGAAACGGUUCAUCACUACUGUUCCGGGUAAAUGGAAACCGGAGCUUACAUUUGAAGAUUACCCUUGUAUGUGGCAGGAACGCGGGAAUAACUUAUGUGGAUACUACGUCUGCACCUUCAUUCGUGACAUGACCUGUCCCAAGGGUGGGGAUGCCCAAAUACAUGACACUCGUGUACGAUAACAAAUUCUCACAAUUAUCUUAAUUAGUACCAUCUAUUGUAUUGAUUUCCAUUCAUAUAUUGAUCUCCUUUUUUAAAUAUAGAUGAUACGCCUGCGGGGCACUCUUAUAACGGAGGAUCAAAUACGAGCAAUUCAAGAGGAACUCGCGGGAUUCUUUCUUACCGAGUGCAUUACCCCAGGUGGAGAGCACUAUGCGAAGGUCAUAGCUAGGUGUUGAGCAACUUUGUAGAAGCUAAUAGAUUUAGUAAAGAGAUCCGACUUGAUAUGCAUGCAUUACGUGUACUGUUGACGAUGUCUAUAUAUAUUCACGACGAUUUUUUGUGGUUUCUUGAAUGAUAUAUAUGCAUUGCUGAAACUCAGCCGCGGCAGAGAAACGCCCUGUUUUUCUGCCGCGGCAGAGAAACGCUGCUGCACCCUAAACCUGUGCCGCGACAGAGAAAUAGCAAUUCUCUGCCGCGGCAGAGUACCACAGGCCCGGUUCGUACCACGAACCGGGACCAAAGGCCUUCCACCGCGAGCUCCCUGGCCGCACCACGUGGCGCAGCUUUUAGGCCCGGUGCCUUUUUGAACCGGGACUAAAGGGGGGGACCUUUAGUCCCGCCUAAUUGGUCCCGGUUUGGAAACCGGGAC